AUGGUUCGGCGACACAACGUGGUGUGUGCUCUCCUCAGGCCUGGCUGGCGACCAGUGUGGCAGGUGGCUGGUGCGGCUGACGGGCCUCACUUCUCUUCAUGCAAGCUGUGCGAUGCGCCCCUCGGCAACACCCUCCACCAUUAUUGCCUGCAGUGCCCACUUGUCACCCAUUUCUUACCUCAAGGACUCACGCUCAUUGAAACUUGCCAAUAUUUAUUGAGCAGUGAUGCUCUUGAAGUUCUUCUAAUGCGCCAUCCACACUUUGUGUUACUCUACAACAAGACGCAGGUGGAGGAGAGUGUGGUGAAAGGGACCCUGGCACUGAGGGAGGGACCGAGAUGGAAAUCCCUCUGCCUUGCGACCAUACCUGAGAGACUGGCAAAUCAUGUGUGUCGCUUUCUAGGCUACAGUGAACUGGGAGGCAUUGAUUACACACAGGCACCAAUCUUCACGGAUCCAGUAUCACGGGUGUUAACCAGUUACAAUGCUACCAGCAAUUCUUCUCUAGCACCACCAGCAACACCAGUACUCAACAUAAUAUUCCCCGAAAUCACAAGUACCAUAAAAGCUGAAGUGCGUGAGAGAAAAGAAAACGGUAACAAAUUACUCAAAGACGUACUGGCUCUGAAAGGAAAUGACCCUGACAACCGCAAUCCAGCUCACCUUUCGGUACUUAAAGAUGUGUUGUCACUCAGACAUUUCACCAAGCGAGGCAGGACAUGUCGCCAGGCUGUGUUGACGUGUCAAGUGGAAGCAUGUGGCAAGGUUCCUCUCUAUUACUUCAGUAAGGAGACACCCGUGUGGAGAGUCGGUGGCGUACCAUGGGCAGCUGGAGUGUACGUGGAUGGUGUGUACAGAUGUGGGGGCACUCUAGUCAGGCCUCAAUGGGUGGUGACUUCUGCAGUCUGUCUGGCAGGUAUCAAUCUCCGGCAGGAGGUAGUGAUGGUGGUGAUGGGAUCUUUUCGGCGCCUGGGAACACCCACCAGAAUUUUCGGUUCCCACGAGAAGGAGCGACGCGUAGACCUCCUCAAGAGAGUGAAGGAUUCUGAUAUCUUACUCCUUCGCCUUGCUCACAAGAUGCCCAAAACAGACUAUAUUAACCAUCUCUGUCUUCCUGAAUCUGCCCCGUCCUUAGGAGCCAUGGGCCAGUGCACCGUGGCAGGGGAAAACAUACACCACGGCAAGGAGAGUGUGGGUGUUCCUUUGACACUCACGAAGGAAUGCGAGGCAGGGAAUCUCUGCAUUCUGCCGCGGGAGGAUUUUGAGACUUGUACGGAAUCGUGGGCGGGCAUAUUGGCGUGUCAACCGCCCGACCAGUAUAACCCCACAUGGCAGGCGGUGGGCGUGUGGACAUACAGGGCACCAUCGCAAGAUGGAGAGUGCCGCUCCGCCCUAAGCCACCCUCGGCUCACCAACGAUCAUCUCGCAACUAUGCACGCAAUUUUUAUGGACAAUGAAAAGACUCAGACAACGUUCCCUGAGGAGCCCCUGAUGGAAUGCGACGGACGCCUGUGUGCUACGGGCGUCUGUGUAACUUCCCAGCAGGAGUGUGACGCCCGUCUGGACUGCCCUGAUCUUACUGAUGAACUGUCCACAUGUCAGUUGAAUGUCACUACCUGUCUACCUGAGGAUGUCACUGUCAAUGUCACUGCUAACUUCACCAUGGAGUGUAAGUGUCUGGAUGGAGGAUGGGCGUGCCGGAAUGGAGUGUGUCUCCCGAUGGAGCGUGUGUGUGAUGGUGUGAUAGAUUGUGAGCAAGGAGAGGACGAGGAAGAUUGCUCCUGCUGCAGAAUUGUAGCGCUUAGGACCCCUGAGAGGAUCUGUGACCGCACCGUGGACUGUGACGAUGGCAGGGAUGAAAAGAACUGCUCCUGUGACGCCGUAGAGGAAUUUAAAUGUUACAGAUCGGAGCCUCAGUUGUGUUUGGAGCGCGAGCGGGUGUGUGAUGGCAAAAAGGACUGCCAGCAGGGUGAAGACGAGGGCAUUUGUGUCACUCUCGCCCCUAACAUGACGGUGCUGGAGGACGAGUUCGGGAGGCCAAAAGACCGCAGUCCUCGUGGGUACCUGAUAGUGCGUCUGGCGGGCGCCUGGUACACCUUUAUUUACAGCAGGUGGGAAACGUACCUGUCGCAUCUCAUCUGCCUACAGCUGGGGUACUUAUUUGCCAAGGACACCACUUUCAGGAACACUACGUGUAUGGCUAUCGGGAAAGAGUGGCUAGAGGAGGAGAGGAUGGUGGUGGUGAAGGAAUUGAUGGAAGAUGCUGUGGUGGACGUUGUGUGGAUCGACUGUGAGACAGACAAUAAGCCUAUGAAACAUUUAAUUCGGCGUUCUGUUCCUCUUCAGUCUGUUCUUGAGGGAGAUGGGAUUAGGGUGUAGGCUGUGUUAAAUGUCCGUUUUUUCUUCUUUUUUCCCUUUAGUAGAUAAAUGAAUAUAUAAUUACAAAUA
Molecule: messenger RNA, 2448 nt
Organism: Portunus trituberculatus (swimming crab)
Lineage: Eukaryota; Metazoa; Arthropoda; Malacostraca; Decapoda; Portunidae
Exons: 10
Coding region: 1-2379 (792 amino acids)
Biological process (GO): proteolysis
Cellular component (GO): plasma membrane
Molecular function (GO): serine-type endopeptidase activity; protein binding
Source: RefSeq, a predicted model, not a curated record